This is a messenger RNA of Psylliodes chrysocephalus, 1251 nucleotides long. NCBI's taxonomy places the organism in Eukaryota, Metazoa, Arthropoda, Insecta, Coleoptera, Chrysomelidae. The record is from the annotation of a GenBank genome assembly.
AUGAUUAACACGGGAAAACUAGCUGGUAAAACUGUCUUUAUAACAGGGGCCAGUCGAGGCAUAGGCAAAGCGAUAGCCCUAAAGGUGGCUAAAGAUGGAGCCAACGUUGUAGUGGCUGCAAAAACGGCUGAACCGCAUCCCAAACUGCCUGGAACCAUUUAUACAGCCUGCGAAGAAAUUGAAAAAGCUGGUGGAAAAUGUCUCCCAUGUGUGGUAGAUGUUAGGGAUGAAGGUGCUAUCAAAAAAGCUGUAGAAGAGGCCGUCAGCAAAUUCGGUGGUAUAGACAUCGUUAUUAACAAUGCCUCUGCUAUUAUUUUGUCAGGAACUGGGGAAACAGAGAUGAAACGAUAUGAUUUAAUGCACAAUGUUAAUACGAGGGGCACAUUCUUAGUGACCAAAAUUUGUCUUCCAUAUUUGAAAAAGAGCAACCACGCUCACGUUUUAAACCUUUCGCCGCCGCUCAAUAUGAACCCGUUCUGGUUCAAAAAUCAUGUAGCCUAUACCAUGGCCAAAUAUGGUAUGUCGAUGUGUGUAUUGGGCAUGCAUGAAGAAUUCAAACCAUUCAAUAUCGCCGUCAACGCUUUAUGGCCGAAAACGGCCAUACACACGGCGGCCAUAGAAAUGCUGGGAGGAGCGAGCGCGAAAGAAUACAGCCGAAAACCGGACAUAAUGGCCGAUUCGGCGUACGCAGUCUUGAUUCAAAAUCCUUCGACGUGUACAGGAAACUUUUACAUCGACGAAGAUAUCCUCAAGAAGCACGGAGUGACCGAUAUGAACCAGUACGCCUGUAACCCGGCGAAUGCCGAUAAACUAAUGCCCGAUUUCUUCGUCGACGAGAAUCUGGAGGAAAUUAAGGGCAGGGAAGGUCGGAAUAUAACCGAUAAAGAGACGCAAAAAUCCGAACCUGCUCCUUCAGGAAAAGUAGCAUCGCUGUUUCAAAAAAUCGAAGCGUCAAUUUCUCCGGACACCGUUUCAAAGACGCAAGCGAUUUUUGCGUUUAACGUGACAGGUGACGAAUCGGGAAAAUGGUACGUGGAUUUGAAAAAUGGCGCCGGCUCGUGCGGCCAGGGCGAGUGCAAGGAAAAGGUGGACGCCACGUUGACCAUGGACAGCAAAAACUUCUUCGACAUGUUUUCCGGGAAAAUAAAGCCGGCGACGGCUUACAUGACCGGUAAAUUGAAGAUCAAAGGGGAUCUCACAAAGGCGCUAAAAUUGGAAAAGCUGAUGUCUAGUCUUAAGGCAAAACUGUGA